AUGAAAUAUUCAAAUGAUACCACAGAGAUGAACUUCAUCCUUCUAGGCCUCUCUGAUCACUCACGGCUGCAUCAAAUCCUGUUUUCUCUCGUGCUCGUGAUCUUCCUUGCCUCCCUGGUGGGCAACAGUCUUAUGAUCUUUCUCAUCUGGGAAGACCCCCAGUUGCGCACGCCCAUGUACUUCCUGCUCAGCCAGCUUUCCCUCAUGGACAUGACGCUGGUCUCCUCCAUCAUUCCCAAGAUGGUGACCAACUACCUGCUGCACAUGCGCUCCAUCUCCCCCACCGGAUGUGGGGUGCAGAUCUUCCUGUUCCUCACACUGGGCGGCGGGGAGUGCUUCCUCCUGGCGGCCAUGUCCUACGACCGCUAUGUGGCCAUCUGCCACCUGCUGCGCUACCACCUCUUCAUGAGCAAGAAGCGCUGCUGGCACAUGGCGGCCGGCUCCUGGCUCCUGGGAGGGCUGGAUGGGCUGAUGCAGGCUGAUGCCACUUUGAGCUUCCCUUAUUGCCGUGCCAGGGAGAUCAACCAUUUCUUUUGUGAGGCUCUGUCCUUGGUGCACCUGGCCUGUGCCAACAGGGCCAUUUUUGAAUUCUUCAUGUCCAUCUGCUGCAUCCUGAUGCUCUUGGUCCCGCUGUCGCUCAUCUUGGCCUCUUACAUGCUCAUCUUGGCCAGGGUGCCUCGCAUUCAGGCCACUGAGGCCCGGAAGAAGGCCUUUGCCACCUGCUCCUCCCAUCUGGCCGUGGUGGGGCUGUUCUUUGGCACCAUCAUGUUCAUCUACGUGAGGCCCAAGUCCUCCUGGCCCCUGGGCUGUGACAAGGUGGUCCCUGCCUUUUACACCAUCAUCACUCCUGUGUUGAACCCCCUUAUAUACAGCGUGAGGAAUAAAGAAGUCAAGGGGGCCUUGAGAAAGUGGCUCCAGAAACACAUCAUGUGA
Messenger RNA from Fukomys damarensis (Damara mole-rat), 933 nucleotides. Its product is annotated as olfactory receptor 2T33. Gene Ontology annotation, molecular function: G protein-coupled receptor activity; olfactory receptor activity. The record is from RefSeq and is a predicted model, not a curated record. The transcript has a single exon. The coding region runs from base 1 to 933 and encodes 310 amino acids. Gene Ontology annotation, biological process: G protein-coupled receptor signaling pathway. Gene Ontology annotation, cellular component: membrane. NCBI's taxonomy places the organism in Eukaryota, Metazoa, Chordata, Mammalia, Rodentia, Bathyergidae.